This is a messenger RNA of Haliaeetus leucocephalus (bald eagle), 5578 nucleotides long. It is a transcript of the gene BRCA1, whose product is annotated as breast cancer 1, early onset. Gene Ontology annotation, molecular function: zinc ion binding; ubiquitin-protein transferase activity; DNA binding. The record is from RefSeq and is a predicted model, not a curated record. Gene Ontology annotation, cellular component: plasma membrane; nucleus; BRCA1-BARD1 complex. The transcript has 22 exons. Gene Ontology annotation, biological process: dosage compensation by inactivation of X chromosome; double-strand break repair via homologous recombination; negative regulation of fatty acid biosynthetic process. NCBI's taxonomy places the organism in Eukaryota, Metazoa, Chordata, Aves, Accipitriformes, Accipitridae.
GUAGGAUUGGCUGCUCAGGUGCGCCGUGUCCUGGCGUGGCGGAAAGGGCGCGAAAUGCGAUGCGGACGGGCGGCUCCUGAGGGCGGAGUAUUUUUGGAUAUGAAGGAUGGCCUUCUCAGUGAUUGCUAUUGGAGAUGUACAAAAUGUGCUUUCAGCUAUGCAGAAGAACUUGGAGUGCCCAAUAUGCUUGGAUGUGGUAGAAGAGCCGGUUUCAACAAAAUGUGAUCACAUAUUCUGCAGGUUCUGCAUGUUCAAACUUCUCAGCAAAAAGAAAAAAGGGCUGAUACAGUGUCCUCUGUGUAAGACUGAAGUUACCAAGAGAAGUCUGAAAGAAAAUUCCAGAUUUAAGCAACUAAUUGAGGGAUUGUUGGAAACUAUCCAUGCAUUUGAGCUUGACACUGGAGUAAAGUUUUUAAACAGUCAUCACUUUCCUAAAACAUCCACAGAAGCCAAUGCUGCUGAGUUCCUGUGUAAAGAAAGUUCUGUCAUCCAAAGUAAGGGCUUCAGAAACAGGAAAAAAAGUGCUAAAGAAAAUGGACAAGAAAACUGCACCUUGCAGGAAGCUAAUGUGAAUACACAGCUUGCAGAUACCAGGGUCAAAAGGCGUCCCCUAAGAAACAAAACCCAGAAAUGUGACUCUGAAAAAGGGAUUUAUAUAGAGUUUGGCUCUGAUUCAUCUGAAGAGCUUUUUAAACAGGCAAGCAAUACAGGGUUAGAAGACAAAGAAGCACUUCAGAUUUCAUCUCAAGAAAAGCCAGAAGAACUUAAGAGUGCUGAGAAGGGGAACGAAUAUUCUUGCAAUACACAGCUUGACAAGCUGGCUGCUAAAGAAAUAAUUCUACCAAAUGUCAUAGGUGAAAGCGAUUUCUCGAAAGAAGGCUUGAGCAAGAAAAGCACUCGGAGCAUCACUGAAUAUGCCAAACCUGGCCAAGUGAAUACGACUGAAUACCAGAGUUCUCCUUUAAGUGUUCUUGCUGUAGACCUACUCACAGAGCAGUCUGACAGAAUAGGUAAUGCCAGUCCCUUAAGGAAUGGGGACACAUCUUUCUUUAAGAACACAGAAGAAAUGGAUGCAGAGCAAACUCAGUGCAAUAGUAAAAGCAAAGAGUUUGACUUAAAAGAUAGCUCAGAGAGCAGGUUGGAUAAAAGCAAGGGAAUAGGUAUUGUUGUACAAAGUGUGGAAGCUGUGGAAAUGUAUGAACCUGAGAAUGAUUCUUUCCAUGAACAAGAACUUCCUCUGGAGAAACUGCUUCAGCCAGGGACGCUUCACUGUUCUACCCUGAAUCAAGUCUCUAGGAAGAGACUGAGGCGAAGCAUUCAGAAAGUCAAUGAAUGGUUUUCAAAAAGCAACGACAUUCUGUCUUCCAAUUCUUCGCAGGAUGAUUCUGCUGGAGCAACUGAUAUUUCAGGUGAAGGAGACAAAUAUUUAUCAGAUAAAGAUUCCUGUAUUUCAGAAAAGACUGACCCUAUGGUAGAUUCCAUGGAAAUUGCAGUGGUUGAAGGAAACCAGAGAUGGUCAAAACAAACAGCAGAUAGCAUCAAAGACAAAAUAUUUGGGAAAACAUACAAGAGAGACAGGAAGUCAAAUCCCCCUGUUAGCUUGAGAGACAUUUUACCUACUACAAAAAAGGAAGAUACAGCUGCUGAUAAGUGCUUGAAUAACUCCAGCAAAGAUGGACUGAAACGAAAAAGGAAGACUGUCCAUGUCCUGCAACCUGAGGAUUUCAUCAAGAAAAAAGAUAUAGAAGAGGCAAAUGGGUGCCCUCAAAGUGUUAACUGGUGCCUUGAAGACACUGAAAAGAAAAGAUGUGAUGAAAGUUCUGCUGUUAAUGAGAAUCGCCUCUCUGAGAAUAGAGAGGAUAAUACACUCACAGAACUUGAGGAAGGAGGAGGAUCUACAUGGAAAAAAGCUAUUGAAAAGGUGACUGGCAAGCACAGUGAUGAGGAGCUAGAACGGAAUAAUUGUGAUCAGAAAAGCACUAAAAAAAGAAGUUCUGCAGCAAAAAGGUGCAGGCGUUCUACUAGAACCAUGUGUACUCUACAGUUAGUGGAUAGAAACUCUGUUUCCCCUGAUCCAGCUGAGCCACAGAUUGAUAGCUAUCCAAGCAGCGAAGAGCCAAGGAGAGUUGAUUCUCAGCAAAGACAAGUCAGGCGCAGCAGGAGGCUUCAAUUACUUUCUGAAGAAAUGACAAAAGAAACAGGAAAAGGAGUAGUAAUUAAGGGAGCAAGAAAGUAUGACAGUGACCAUGAAGGGUCUUUCUUUGGAGUCCAAAGGAAUGUGUUGGUUCACACUUCGGAAUGCCAAGACUUGUGUGAGCCCCAGGAUACAUUGAGUUACAAGCCACUCGCUAAUCUGAAGGGUGGUGAUCUGGAAGCAAAGGAAAUACAGAUUAGUCUAAAGAAUUCAUCUGACACUGCAGAAACUGGAAAAAGUCUCUUCAAUCCUACAUCUUCAUGUCAGCAUUCAAACUGUAGUUCCUUUGCACCUGAUGCAGUUUCUCAAGAAGGUGAAAUACUAGGUAGCCCUUUCCUCCUGCAGUCUCCUUCAAUGGCUGUUGUGCAAACUGCUUCCCACCUGGCUGAAGAGAUGACUGAAUCAUGUACUACAUUUCCAUGGGAUAGUGCACAUGAUAAACAAAAUGUUCCAGGGAACUUUAGAACUGAAAAAUUGCCAAUGGCUAAAAAUGUUUCAGAAUUGACCAAGGAAGCUGAAGAUAGCGAGUUAGAUACACAGUAUCUGCGAAAUAUAUUUAGGCAUUCAAAACGCGUAUCAUUUAGCCUUUAUCCUACUUCGAUGAAGGUGUGUGCAGUAGAAGAUGCUGCUUCUGAAACUUUAAAGAGAUCAUGUGCUGAUCAGGUAGAAAAUAAGCAUAGAAAAUAUUUAAAAACAGAAAACUUGCAAGAAGAGAAAACUGCUGAAAGCUUGAGUAGGGUUUGUGAGAAAGAGAAGCUUAAGACCUAUGAAUCUGCUUGUGUUAGUCCUGUGACUUGCUUUGUCAGCAACACGGAAUGUAUGCAGACAGGGGAACAUAAAGAUGAUGUUUCACAGGUUGCAAAUCAAGGGAAUCUGACACCACUAAGAAUGGAUACUGCUAGGACCGAAGACAAAAACAGAUCGCAAAAAGGAGAGCAGGGAAAUGGAAAGGCACUGUCAACUGACACAGGGAUAGAAGAUGAGUUGAGACAGAAUCCAAUCAAAAGUAAUAGAAGCCAAAGUGAUCAGGAUAAUACAGAAGAGCACAUUUUCAGAAGAAUGAAUUUAAACACAGUUGAUGAAAUAUGCUUCAGUUCAGAAAGCAAUCAAGCAGGAAAGGCCAAAGGUGUUGAUGGAAAAGGACCAGUACUACAUCUUCAGUCCAGGUCAAUGAUUUGUCCUGCAACUUGUCAGCAAAGGCCUGCUGAAUUCAGCUGUGAAGUCAUUGGGAAAAAAGGUAGCAAAAGAGAAAGAAAACAAGUAAAGGGGAAUGAAGAACAAACAACCCAAACCACUAGCACAGUGAUGCCUGAGUGUUUAGUUACAGAGUCUCUAGAAGAACCUCUUAAAGGGAAUAGUGAUUUUGCAGGUUUGUCUGAAACCCCUGAUGGCUUACUGUGCUUUGAUGAUGAUAUUGAAGAGAACAGCAGCUUUUCUGAAACUGAUAGGAGAGAGAGAUCUGCUGUGUUUGUAAAAAGAAGUGACAAUGUGCUGGUAAAAGAACUACACAAUAGAAAUGUUAGUUCUAAGCCAAGAUCUCAAUGUAUUCAAAGACCUCGAAGAAGAGCGCAGAAACUGCAAUCUUCAGAUGAAGAAUCUAGUGAGGAUGAAGAUUUCCCGUGUUUUCAGACAUUAAUAUUUGGCAAAUCAGUAAGCACACCUUUGCAGAUCAGUAAGCAAGUGACAUCUGUGGUAGAGUCUUCAGUAAGUCCCAUCACAUUGCCUCUCAGUGGAAGUCAUGAUGACAAUAAUAUGCAGAAAAUGCCUGAAGCCGCCCUAAGUAAUAGGUGUGUUUCACCAAGCCAGGAGUCGGAAUGCUCAGUCAACUUAUUUUCUUCCCAGUCCAACGUGUCUGAAGAAUCAGUUGAUGGAGCACAAGAGCUGAAGAAACCUUCAAUACAAGUUCAUACAUCCAAACAAGUGAGCAAUGUGAAUGAGAGUAAAGAAGCUUUUCAGAGUUGUAAUGGAGGGCUGAAGAUAAACAAAACUAACUUUAAAGAUGAAUGCCAAGAAGACCCAAACAUGGGAGCAAACCUAGGUGAAGCAUCUGGAUAUGACAGUGAAACAAGUAAUGUAGAAGAUUCAUGUGGACCAUUCUCUCAGGGUGAAAUCCUUACUACACAGCAGAAGAAUGCUAUGCAAAAUAACCUUAAAAAACUUCAGCAAGAAAUGGCUGUACUUGAAGCAGUGCUAAAGCAGCAUGGAAGUCAGGACUGUAUGUUUUUACCUAUCCAUAGGGAACUGCCACGUUCCAGUAAUGAAGGAACACUUGAAAUGGAACAAAUGAGACAAGAAAGAGGUAAAUAGUGUCCAGAAUUGUUGCUUCCAUCUUCUAAAUCCUGUUUGUUAAAGAGACCAGAUUUGGAGAAAGCCCUUCAGUGUGACAGUAUUCUGAAGAACAAAGCUCCUUCUGAAAAGACAAAACCUGUGCAGGAAGCAGUACAAAAAUAUAGUCAGUGUCAGCUUGAAGCAGAAAACACAGAUGAACAGAAAUCUGGGACCAGGCUAAACAGUGUAUCUGUCUUACCAAAUCUCUCUGGAAAUGUGACCAGGAGUCCAAAUAAUGCUUCCUCCUCAAUAAGGCUUCUUAACCCUCAAACUGCAGAAGUCACAAAUAGUUCUGUUGUAGUUCAGAACGCUAAUAAAAGCUGUGCUCAAGAAUGUAAAUCGAAGAGGAGUGUGUGUUUUCCUACAUCUGUUCUGCACAAUGCAGCUGGGAAAGAAAAUGCUACAAGUCCAGUUGUGACUAACAGGAAAGAAAUGUCUGUUGUGGCUUCAGGUCUAAAUCAAAGUGAACAUUUGAUGGUCCAGAAGUUUGUGAGAAAAACUCGGAGCACUUUAUCUAAUCACAUUACUGAAGGAACAACCCAUGUCAUAAUGAAAACAGAUAAGGAGCUGGUGUGUGAACGGACACUGAAGUACUUUCUGGGUAUUGCAGGAAGCAAAUGGGUAGUUAGUUAUCAGUGGGUAAUUCAGUCCUUUAAAGAAGGAAGGAUACUGGAUGAGGAGAACUUUGAAGUUAGAGGAGAUGUAAUCAAUGGGAGAAACCACCAAGGUCCUAAGAGGGCUAGACAGUCUCUGACUGAAAAGAUCUUUAAAGGUUUUGAGAUCUGUUGCUAUGGACCUUUCACUGAUAUGACUACAGAACAUCUAGAAUGGAUGGUGGAGCUUUGUGGUGCCUCUGUCGUGAAGCAACUUCAUCUGUUCACACACGCAACAAAUUCUACUGCUGUUGUGGUUGUGCAGCCAGAUGCUUGGAUGGAAAACACUGAUUAUAGAGCAAUCCAGCAACAGAGCAAUGUUACCAUGGUGACUCGAGAGUGGGUAUUAGACAGUGUUGCUUGCUAUGAGUGCCAGGAGUUUGAUGCUUACCUUGUGUCCUAA